UUUCAUUUCAUUUUAAAGCUGAGUGAAACAUGCGACCAGAUGAGCACAAAAAGAAGAAAAACGCACAGUACAAAAAGAAACAUGGGAUAAAGGAAGAAAGAAAAGGGGAAACCGCUAAAGACAAAAAAGGGAAUACUGAAGAAACAUUGGCGAACACGGUGAAAACUGAUAUUAGCGACAGAUCGGGUAGCGGCCAUACCCCUAAUGUAGCCCGAUUUUCUCGACGGGAAGUGAAAAGUAACUGGGAGAAAUAUGAACUGCCUCCAGAGGAAGAUCCCUAUAUAGGACCUACACAAAAAGGAGAAAGCUUUGAAAAACUUUUAAAAUAUGAAGGGGCAUCAGCUGCGCAGUUCAGAUUUAAGGAUGAGGCAUUGUGGGAAGAGGAGGCCGCCAGUCCACAUUACGAUCAGAUGUCAAUAGAUCUCGUGGCUCUAUCUGACAGUCUGCAGUCUCUUCCCCUGUAUCAAAAGCUGGGUAUCAGCAAAGAACAUUUUACUAAGGAACAACUACAAAUAAUGGAGACCCAAUCAAUGCAAAACUCAUCUGAUAAAGACAAUAUUCCCAAAGAAAAUAAACAACACACUCCACCUCAAAGAAACCUCACUGGUGACACUAAAGAGAGUCCCAAAGCUCAAAAGGACUUGUGCAAAAAUGACAAAACUCAAUCAAAAACUGACUUCGUUUGUGUAGAAAGCGACCAACAAAAUCCUGUUGUUCAAAAUUCAGAAGAAACGGAAGUGAAAUUCCAGACCCCAAGUAUAGAUGACCAGGAACUUGACGCACUGUUGUCCAUGGAAACGUCCGAAAAAACACGAAUUCCCAAGAAUGUACACACUAAAGGAGAAACAGCUGAUGAUCUUGAGGACUGGUUAGACAGUAUUUUAGAUUAAGAAGAGAAGAUAAAUUUUCACAUAACCCUUAGUGUUUAAACAAUUGUAGAAAUAGUUAUAGUCUAUAAUGAGAGUUAUCUUUCUUAUCCUUAAAACUCUUCUUUUUGAAGCAAAAACUGACAGACAAAUAAGUAUAAAAAUAUAUUUAUGUGUACUACAUGUAUGUUAUUAACAUAUAUUCUCAUACUUGAUUUUUAUCUUUCUGAAAGAUUGUCUGAAUUUAGUAUGAGAACUUUUAUAAAUAUACAAUGUUCUUUCAUUAUAAAUUAGAUGCUAUUGUGUGUCAUACCAUCUUGGACAUUUUUUUUUGGAGGACAGAAAUUUGUCUACCGAUAUUUGAACUAAUUUUCCCGGUUGUAGUACCUUGAUUUUAAAAAAAAAAUUUUUACUGUGCAUUGAAUCAUGAAAUUACGACCUACUUUGAUAAUGAGUUACAUAAAGAUACCAAAAAUUGAAUUGUUAAAUAAUAGAUGAGUAGAUAUACCAGUGUGACUUUUUGUACAAUCAUUUAGAAAAUCUUUCAUUUAAAGUUGUGGGUCAGACUGAAGUUGUAAUAUUUAUCCAUUCUUUGUGAUUUUUUUUUUGUCAGUUUAUGGUGAUUUUGUUCUUACAAUAUUGAAGAAUGGAACAAAAAAUAAAGUAUAUAAAAGCAAUUUU
This is a messenger RNA of Saccostrea cuccullata (small rock oyster), 1547 nucleotides long. Its product is annotated as cell death regulator Aven-like. The coding region runs from base 30 to 890 and encodes 286 amino acids. The record is from RefSeq and is a predicted model, not a curated record. Lineage: Eukaryota; Metazoa; Mollusca; Bivalvia; Ostreida; Ostreidae. The transcript has 5 exons. Gene Ontology annotation, biological process: negative regulation of G2/M transition of mitotic cell cycle.